Messenger RNA from Larimichthys crocea (large yellow croaker), 4520 nucleotides. RefSeq names its product butyrophilin subfamily 1 member A1-like. NCBI's taxonomy places the organism in Eukaryota, Metazoa, Chordata, Actinopteri, Sciaenidae. The transcript has 12 exons. Gene Ontology annotation, biological process: T cell receptor signaling pathway; regulation of cytokine production. Gene Ontology annotation, molecular function: signaling receptor binding. Gene Ontology annotation, cellular component: external side of plasma membrane. Bases 622 to 2130 code for a protein of 502 amino acids. The record is from RefSeq and is a predicted model, not a curated record.
GUUCACAUUAUAUUAAGGCUUAAAGUUAUGCAGGAUUAUGGACGCUUUGAUUGACAGGUGGGUGCUGUUACAGAUCAUUUGUUUGAGCGACCAUGGCUUCACCUCUUUGCCCAUUUUGACAUUAGCGGGAAGCUGAGCUUUACAACAGUCCUUCGGAAACCUGUGGGUGAUGAUGUCACAGAGACUAUGAUUUAUGGUUGUUACUCUUCCUCACAUGACCUCUUUUCACAGCAACAGGUGUGCAAAGUACAUAACCUGGAGAUUGCGACAUCUUUUUCUGUGUCUGUGUUGAGUUCAAGACUGUUUAGGGAGCCGGAAAACUACGCUAGUUAGGCAAUGUAAAUAGUUAAAUUAUUUGUUUUUGUCUAAUUUUCUUUUAACUUGUAGUUAAAACUUUACCAAGAGUUGACUUGCCAAUGUUUUGUUAACCAGUGUUAAUUUAGAAACCCUGGUGUCUGUUUUUGCUUCUUAAUGCCAUUUUGUGAAAUAUGAACCAACUGUGUUGAAAGCAGUAAAACCUACAACUGUAUCCAGGGAGACAUUUUUUUUCAAACUGUAUUUUUUUGUAUUUUUCAAUACUUAAUGGAGCUUUUCCCAUCAGUGUGACUUCAACCGUACAGUAUGUCACGGCACUGCACAUUAAAACAAGCGUCACUUUUCCUGAAUAAUCUUGAACGUACAGGGACAGCAGAAAGAAACCACAGAUUUUAUGUUUUGGUGAUGUAUUAUUAUCUUUUCCUGGUUGCUGUUCUGCACUCUUCUUGUACAGGAGAAUCCCUGAUGCAUGAUACACCAGAGAAGGUCCUGGCAUUUGCUGGUGGGGAUACUAUUCUUCCCUGCAGUUUCAACAUCACUGACACUGAUGAUUUUCCAACGUUGGAGUGGUCCAAGGAAGGCCUGCAGCCUAACGUCGUCUUCCUGUACCGGGAUGGCUGUGAGAUUCAUGAGAUGAAGAAUCCGGCCUUCGAGUACAGGACAAGUUUCAUCAAUAGCGAACUGCAAAACAGAAACAUCUCAUUAAGGAUCUCCAACGUGCAGCUGUCUGAUGCAGGGAAAUACAAAUGCAUGAGGCUCUGGAAGAAUGCUCCGUGGGACAUUACAACAGUGGAGCUUGUUGUGGGUGCAGCUUCUGAGCCGAAACUCUCAGUCGUUUCAGCUGAGAGGGGAGAGGUGACUCUUCAGUGUGAGGCCAACUGCUCGUUGUUAGAGCCGGAGAUCACAUUUCUGGAUGAUCAGGGAAAUAACAUUCCUGCUGACGAUCCAGGAAGACAUCAAGAUACCAGUGGAUGUUACACUGUGACACGAAGAGUGACUCUCCAGGAUGCUACCAACAGCGUCACCUGCAGAGUUCAUCAGCCGAAGAUCAACCAGACCAGAAACACAGAGAUUCUCAUACCAGUUGACUGCAUGAGAUCCUGCUUACUACCCACUGUCAUCACUGUUGGAGUGACCAUUUUACUUCUAUUGGCCACAUGUGGAUCAGCUGUCCUUGUCUGGAAGAGAUGUAAAAAAUCGGCGAGGAAACAAAAAUUGCCGUUGACGAGGAAGUUGUCAGAUGAAAGUACAAUAAGUGGUAUGUCUGUAAAUGAACCGCUUCUACUGAGUGUCAGGGUUGACAGAGCUGACAGUGAUGAAGACGGCAACAUUGAGAGAUUGACAAGAGAGGUGGAUGAUCUGAGGUCAAAGCUUCGUGAAAAAGAAGAGAUCAUCCUCCAACUACAGAACAGCAAUUCUCUGCUAAGUCCUGAUCUUUACCAACUUGGCCAGCCAACGAUGGCAACCGAUUGCAACCCCCCAAAAUCAGAAAACUUACCCCAGAAUAAGGGUCCAAAACCUGGCAUCCCACAAAAAAACAGCAAUCCAGGACCUGACCUCCCGAUCACAAGAAACCAUCGUAUCCACAGCAGUCCUGCCAUUUUGGACUUUGACGUUGUGUCGUCUAGUUCUUCUUUACCCAAAAAAGCAAAGAAAAAGACGGACAAUAUGGAUUCUUCGAUCAGCCCAAUGGUUACCCUGAACCCUGGUGCAAGAGUUCGGCGUCGACAUUCCUUAGCGCAUCCAUUGCCAGCCCUGUCUAAUAACCCUUUCACACUCCUCGCAGAUUUAAAAGAGGAAUCAGAGUGGUCGUGAGAAAAGAACUUAAAGCUGAACCAAUGGACAUGAGAUGUGAAAGGUCUUCACGGCUCUACAACAAAUCCAGCUGCAACAGAUUUGAUCUUUCUCAAAGAAAGAUGACCUAGAGUACCUUCACAAACUUAAAGUUCAAAUUCUGUUUUAUAAUUCUAAUCUAUGUCUAUAAGAAAAUAAUGUCUCUAUAUCCCAUCAAACUUUGUUUAAAAAUGGCAUUGCAUGUGUUAAAAUAAGCUUUGAUGUCUGGGGUUGUGUAUAGGGGUAUUGAUUAUUAAUUUAAAUUAAUUGAAUUCUUGUUUUAUGUUUUUUUCGACAGAUUAUGUGGGAAUUAAAUUGUCAAUUGUUUUUUAGGACUGUCCUCCUCCUAGGUGGUGUCUACUUCAUUCUUCACUUCACAUUGUUCACUUCCUUCACACACUAGCCUAAAAACACACAAAGAGCACCACCUAGUGAAUCAAUUCUAACAUUGCAAUUUCUUUUUACCUUUGCAUUGUGUCUUAGCAGGAGGAAAAGGUGCUUUUCAAAACUUUUCUAAUAGGUUUAAAAAGGUAGAACUAAAUAAAUUCAAAGUGGGUCAGCGGUAUUUCAGUCCAUAAGGACUUGACCUGGGGAACCAGAGCGUGGCUGGUGUAAAUAAGCAACUGUUUGCUAACACAAUAAUCACUGCAACUCUAGACAGUGAUAAUAUGUCAGGGUUGUAUGUUCAAGGCUCACUGUGCUGCACCAAAGUUGCUAAAAAUAUGAAUGAAUGCAGGUUUUUUUGUUCGGGAAAGUGUUGAUUUAAAUCAAACGUUCUGUUAUGUGCAACAAAAAAUGUGAGGGUGGAGUUUCACAGAAAGGAAGUGCAGAGACCCGUCUGUCCGUCUGUCUGUUGGUGGUGAGACAGGAUGCAGCUAACACCUUUCUGCUUGAUGCUGUCCUGUCUUCGGGUCAGCCCUGACAGGUCUCAGUUCUUCUGGUACGAAUCCAUCACUCUGAGCUGUGAGGAUCCGCUGAACUCCACCGGUUGGAUGGUGAAGAGGAAAACAUCAAAGAGUGGGGUCAGACCUUGCGCCAACGGCUGGGGCUCUAAAUCCUUUAGCUCCACCUGCAUUAUUGAAAACACCUAUCCGACUGACAGCGGGGUGUACUGGUGUGAGUCUAAAGACAGGGAGAUGAGCAACGGCGUCAACAUCACCAUCACUGGUCAGCCUGUAAUCCUGGAGAGUCCCGCCCUCCCUGUCCUGGAGGGAGCUGCUGUGAUUCUUCGCUGCAAAGCUGAGACGAGCUCCUUCGGCCAAAGGUUUGAUUUCUAUAAAGACGGCCUUUGCAUCAGCAGCAACUCCACCGGAGAGAUGACCAUUCAUAGCGCUUCGAAAUCUGACGAAGGACUCUACAUGUGCAGCAUCUCUGGAGGUGGAGAAUCAUUAAGCAGCUGGUUGGCUGUUGAAGGUCGGACUGUGAUCCUGGAGAGUCCUACCCUCCCUGUCUUGGAGGGAGAUGCUGUGAUUCUGCGCUGCAAAGCUGAGGUGAACUCCAUCAACCACAGGUUUAACUUCUUUAAAAAUGACCUUUGCAUAAGCAGCAACUCCACCAGAGAGAUGACCAUUCAUAGCGCUUCGAAAUCUGAUGAAGGAUUCUACAAGUGCAGCAUCUCUGGAGGUGGAGAAUCAUUGAGCAGCUGGCUGGCUGUAGAAAAUUCACCUCCGUCUGCAGAUUCCAGUUCAGUUUCUGUCAUUAGACUGAUUUGUCACCUGGUGGUGGGAACUCCUUACCUGCUGUCCACCAUCUUACUGGGAAUCAUAUGCAGAGACAGGAAGAGAGCAGCACGGUUGGUUGCAGAGAGAAGAGGCAGCAACGAUGUCAUCAUGGAAAUAGCUGUAUAGUCCUACAAACGGGUAAAGGUGCACCACAAAAUAUCCUGGAUGUCUAUUAUUACCACCAGUGAUUACAAAACCUUGUGACCUCUUGGAUGUGGACUACAGACCACUGGAUCCUGACUGAUCCAAGCUUGAACUCUGAUCUGCAACAUCAACCCAACUUUAACCAGACUUUUCUGACAAUCACGUACAAAUUCAGAUAUGAAUAUAGAAGCUUCAUAAACCAUAAACCCUGAGAGUUAAGGAAAGACUUCUGAUCCUUGACUAAAAUGUUCUGCUGUUGUUGUUAAAUGUAAGUAGAUGUUGAUUUGUUGAUUUCAGCGGAUAUAAGUGCAUUGUAUUACACACUGCAGAGGGUGAAGACUGAGAUGUGCUUGUGGUUUGGUUUCAUCGUGCAGUCUUGUGAGGUGUGAAGUUUUAGUUCAGACGUGUAGUUUGUUUUUUUUCCAUUUCACAUUUAAUCUCUGUCCAGAAUUUACUCAAAAUGUCAUACGAAACUCAAUAAAUCAGACACACUUGUGACACAAAUAA